Molecule: messenger RNA, 468 nt
Organism: Prunus persica (peach)
Lineage: Eukaryota; Viridiplantae; Streptophyta; Magnoliopsida; Rosales; Rosaceae
Product: phylloplanin
Exons: 2
Coding region: 1-468 (155 amino acids)
Source: RefSeq, a predicted model, not a curated record
AUGGCCUUCAAAAUAGUUCUCUUUGUGCCUCUCUUGGUUGCUGCCAUGGCACUUCCACUAGCCGAUGCCCAACUUGGGAAUCUCCUGCCCCCUCUUCUCGGUCUGUUUCGGAUACAAGGCACUGUAUUUUGCACUGCCAAUGGCUCUGUGAGUGUUGGUGGCAAUGCUGCUACCCCAGUGUUCCCAAAUGCCACUGUCCAACUGCAGUGUGGAGCUGGAAAUGGGGUCUCGACUGUCACAGCCAAUGCGUCAGGAGUGUUUUCAAUCUUGUUGGAUCCUUUACACUUUCUUCUCUCUUCACUUUUGACUGGUUGCAGGCUUGUUGUCACCACACCACUCGCCACCUGCAAUGCUAGUUUGCCUCCGUCUGGAGUUCUCAUAUCGGCCUUGCAGUUCUUUGGAACCACCCUCGUCGGUGCCCUCAGCGUCAUCAAUGUCACCCCAGUCGGGUUCACCCUCCAAGUCUAA